UUACACCUGCUGUAUCCUGUGCAUGUGACAAAACGUUGAAAACUUGGACAUGCUGAGGAGAGUCCCUUGUGAAUUGGAUGUACCAGAAGAGAUCAGGAGAUACUGAUAGUGUAGUUACAGCUGAGCGCUACCAGGUAUCCUUCAAGGGCAGUAACAUGUCCACUGCUGGGCAGCAGCCUCUUCACCUCUGCAAUCUGAAAAAGUAGUAAUAGUUUUUAUAAUUAAUUAAUAACUUUAUAAUAACUAAUAGGCUAACAUCCAGACAAAGAGAAUAAGGAAACCCUAGGCCCUAUACCGUACCAAAAUACCAUGCAGCAUGGAGCAUCAAGUCAAUGUGCCAUUAUGGUUAAUGUAUAGAAGAAGAAUAGACUUAUAGACUUUAUGUUCCAUCCACUGUAGCUGAGAAGUCUCAUAAUUGUGGGCCUCUGCACUAAGGGAGGAGCUUAUGGUAUAAUAAAUUGUUUAGUUGAACUGGUAGAGGGAUUCCUUGUGAAAUACUCCCCUUGUCUGUUUGAUAUUUGGAACUAUGAAAUGUCUCUAUUACAGAAUGUUGUCUUUUCCCUAAGCAUUUCAAAAUUAUACUUUGGCAGAAAUAUAUUACAUUUUCAGGCCAAAUUAAGCUCAUCUGACAAAUAAAAUAAUAUCCCCACAUCUGAGUUUCUGAAAGAAAGGCACAGACCAGUAGCCUAUGGACUAGUCCAAUAUACACCUGGGCUAUGCUGCCCAAUGCCACAAAUAGUUAUCUUUACUAUGCAUUUAAAACAGUAGUCAAGUCAAGUCAACUCAUUUGUUUUAUGAUUUAAACCAAUGAUUGACACGGGGUGCAACUAUGAUCAUCAACCCUGUCAUGACAGCGCACAUUAACGUAAACGAUUGGCAAUGGCAUCACAAUGUAGCCUAUUACGCAUGGGUUGUAGUCUCGAUUUGGUCCAUAAAAUAAACGUCUCACUCCUGCCUGGAGUUAAUCAAGUAGAAAAUUGCCUGGCUCAUGCUUUUCCUAAUGUGUUCUUUCAUUAUCUCGUGAAGGUGAACGUCGAGGGCGCACGGUACUGUGUCAUAUUAAACAGUCACUGGACAAGUGUAACAUCAAGAUUUACUUAAGCGGCGGGCAGAAACCACGGCAAUCACAAGCGGUCGAGAAAGGGUUGGGGAUAGGAACCACUGACUCAACAGGACUGCGCACAGAGAACGCUGUAGUGGCGAGACCUUCAGAAAGAUCCAGCGCUUCGACGCAAAAGGAUGGAUUCUUUCAGAUCGGGCUCCAGCAUAGGACUGUCUCCCUCUCCCAGAGACCGACAAUCACCCAUCAGUUUUGAUCAGGAGCACUCACAACCGGGAACAAUGGCCGGAGGUCGGGCGGAAACACGUGGCUUCCCAUCCGAAUCGUUGUGCGUAAAGUACGGGGAAUUUUUAAAGCACACGGCUGCAGCCGCAGCAACGGCGGAGAGCAGUGGUGGGGAGCAGAGUCAGGAUGAUGACAGUGAUGGAAUUGGCAGGAGUGACAUGGUGCUUUUUCCUGAGGAAAGGCUCAUGGCAUCAAUGGCUAAAUGUGACGCAGCAGGUAAGAAACACAAAGAGCAGAAGGUGCUGAGGCUCAACAUUAACGCCCGGGAGAGGAGGAGAAUGCACGACCUGAACGACGCGCUCGAUGAACUGCGGUCGGUGAUCCCCUACGCGCACAGCCCAUCCGUACGGAAGUUAUCCAAAAUAGCCACUUUGCUCCUCGCCAAAAACUACAUCCUCAUGCAGGCACAAGCACUUGACGAGAUGAGAAGACUUGUCAGUUAUCUUAACCAUGGACCUGGCGUUACUGCUGCGAAUGCUGCUGGUGCACCCGGAUUAGGGGUCUAUGACCAGCAGACAGGAUACCCGUUCUCUACUGGGAUUCCGGACCCUUUCAAUAGCAAUGCAAAUCUCUUCAAUAAAUAAACAUUUCAACCAUAAACCUUUAACAGGUGUGUCCGACGCUAACAUGGAACUUCAAGCUUUGUGCGCACAACUGAAUUGAUGGGACCAGAAUGACUGACAGAAGUAAUCACAUAUUACCAGAACAUGGAGUCCUAUACUGUAUAGGACUCUGUUCUGCAUGGUGCUUACGUUUCGAAGAUAGUUGUUUUGCAAAAUCUAACAAAAUGACAGCCAACAUGGUCAAAAAUGGUUAGCCUUUAACAAAUUAUGUUUAGUCUUAUUUAACCAUUAUGUCCUACAGUACAUUCAUUUUCUUCAGUUUGAUUAGAUGUUCAAUGGAUAAAUUGUAUUGGUGACAUAAGAGAUGGUAUGGUCUGUUUUCCAGUAGCCUAUACCUCAAUGAAUGGGCUAUGUACAACCAAACCCAAAUUAGUUAGUUACAAAGAGAGCAAUUGUGACUAUUGGGUGAAAUUAAUAGGUAGCCUAUAGGCCUAAAUUUCAAUCUUAAAUUGAGGAAUUUGAUAAUGAUAUUGUUUUUACCAUCGAGGACCACUUUCAAAGUGUUUUAAUUAAUACUUUUAAGUGCUAUCCUCCACAUUGUACAUUUUGUUGUAGGCCUAUAUGUCUUUUACCCAAAUAAAUUCAAUACAAAUAUUUCCAUACAUGUAAUUUGGUCAUUAAUUGUGUAAUUUACAUUUCCCUAAAUACUAUUUAAUAAUGCCUUUGACAAACAUAAAUGGAGUCGUUUCAUUACCAGGGACAGCAUUAAUGACAAACAACAAUCAGAACAUUGUACUCCCACUCAAUUGAGUUGGUCAAACAAAAUAAUUCCUCUGAGCAUAUAGUUAACCUUGCAGAUUCACUGGAUACAUUAAGAGAAUAGGUCACUAUUGGUAAAAGGACUAAAAUUACUGCCACAUGCAGAACUGAUUUGUCCAGUUUUUAUUUCAAGAAUUGUAAAUAGUAAGUACCCUGUAGGACUCUUGAAAUAGGAAAGACAUUUGAAUGUAUAACUUUAAAUGGUUGGUUAUUUGGUUAAUGUUAUAGAAAAAUGAAACGAAUACAUAAGUCAUCAAAUGUUUUAGGGACACCACCAUCUAAUACAUAAAGCUUUUAUCACAUUGUACUAUACCCUGUAAUAUAGUUCAACUAUUUUAUUCAACUACUGUUGUACAGUAUAGAUCAGGGAUGGGGCCCCCCUCUUGACAGUGGAGAGAGAAAUUGAAGUUUUUGAGUUAAUUUCCUGCAAUUCUACACAUUUUGUCAUGGGGUGGAGAGAAAUGUUUGCCAUUUUUAUUACGAUAUCUCAGUUAGAGUGACUAACAAAAUCAAUGGGGGCCCCCCGAUCGGUAAUUCAACCAUGAUUACUACAGGUCAAGAUAGCUGGCUAGACUAACUUACAAUAAAUUAAAACAUUUGCUGACAAGGGCUAAUUGAGUGACUGACAUAAGAGAGAAACUGCUGAUGCACAACCACAUUUCGAAAUUGAACCGUGUGUAUUC
Molecule: messenger RNA, 3410 nt
Organism: Coregonus clupeaformis (lake whitefish)
Lineage: Eukaryota; Metazoa; Chordata; Actinopteri; Salmoniformes; Salmonidae
Product: class E basic helix-loop-helix protein 22-like
Exons: 1
Coding region: 1240-1929 (229 amino acids)
Molecular function (GO): protein dimerization activity
Source: RefSeq, a predicted model, not a curated record